Molecule: messenger RNA, 1746 nt
Organism: Ceutorhynchus assimilis (cabbage seed weevil)
Lineage: Eukaryota; Metazoa; Arthropoda; Insecta; Coleoptera; Curculionidae
Source: the annotation of a GenBank genome assembly
GUUGGACUGUAUCAGUAAUUAAUUAGUAGUGUUGUGGAAAGUGAACAUCUAAAAAAGAUAAGAAUUAAAAAUGGAGAAGGUGAUGACUUCUUUACUAGAAAUGGGAUUUCCUCAACAGCGAAUUGAACUUGCUAUUGCAAGAACAAACAGCCACGAUUUGCAACUACUCAUGGACUGGAUGAUGUCCCAUGAAGAAGAGUUGGACGCAGCUUCUGCUGCAGUUGCUGAUGAAAAUGCUCCAUCUACUUCAUCGCUGGAAAGACCAGCACGAACUGAAACUGCUGGACUAUCUAAAUCCGCCAAAGCUUCCGAACUCACCGAGGGCUAUGAAAUCACAGGAAGAAUUGGAGCUCUAGCAAUUGAAGAAUCAGAUGAGGAAAUCGAAGAGUGUGUACUAGCUACUGUGACUCGAUCUUUUAUAUGCGAUGAAUGCGGAGAUGAAAGAGUUUUCGAAUCAACUGAAGAAAUUGAGUUGCACACUGAGGAAUCAGGUCAUGAAAAUUUUACUGAUUUGAUGGAAGAGAGAAAGCAACUGACAGAAGAUGAAAAGAAGGAAGAAUUGGCUCUACUGGAAGCUGAGCUGAGGCGUCGUCGAUUAGAAAAAGAAGCAAGAGAAGAUGAGGAAGAUUUAGCUUUAAAAAAGAAAUUGAUCAGAAUCAGGGCUGACAUAAGAAUUUUGGAAGCCAAAAAGAAAUAUGAGGAGUCGGAGAAGCAAAAAAAUAUACAGGAAAGCAAGAAAGAUAAGAAAGACGCUCUUGCUGCCAAGCGAAGAGUAAGAGAGCAAAUUGAAGCGGACAAAUUGGAGAGGAAGAUGAAAUUUGGUGAUGCUCCUGCUGUUGUCAAUGAACCCGUGGCUACGAAACCAGAAGUUCCUGCAAAGAAGCUCUCCGAGAAAUCUUCUAAAGUUAAAUUACAUAUUCGUUUACGGAACGGUACAACCUUGGUGGAAACUUUCGGUAUAAAAGAACCUCUCGCAUCGGUGCGUGUUUUUGUUGAAAUGAACCAAUCGGACGGCCCAUUCAACCUGAUGACCACAUUUCCGAAAAAAGUUUUCACCAGUGAAGACUACGAAAAACCAUUGGAAGCUUUGGGUUUGGCACCUGCGGCUCUACUUAUUGUCACAAAGCCCUAAAAUAAGCGUUUGCCUGUUUUUUUUAUUAAAUAUACUACUGAGGGCAAGUUUUUUUUUUAAAUUAUAUAUAAAUAAUUAGAUUAGGGAAUUUCCUGGCUAGACUUAAGAUAAUGAAGUAAUAGAUUGUGAGGAUUCGGCCAAUUCUUAUUAUUAUUUUUUUAAUCUCUUUUUUUGUAAAAGCUUUCGCAAUUCUCCAAUUGCAUUUUGUUUUUUUUUUUUUAUAUAAUUCAACAAGAAAUCAGAUCAUCAAUACUUUGAAAUUGGCAAGUAUUUUUUAGGUUUGUUAUUGUCGCUGACGGGAAUUUUGUUGGAACAUUCACUUUUCUGUACCGAACUUCAACCACACAAGGGUACGUUUUUAUAAAAAAAAAGAAUUGGCCGUAUCGCCACAAAUCAUUAAUUCACUAUAAAUAAUUAUGUAUUUUUUGUUUUGUUUUUGUAAUUCAACGAGAAAUCAGAUCGAUACCUUGAAAUUGGGAGGUAUUAUUUAGGUUUGUCAUUGUCGCUAAUGGAAAUUUUGUUGGAACGGAUAUUGCUUUAAAUUAUCAAUAAAUAUAUGUAUUUCUUGUGUAUGUAUAUAUUUAAAUUAUCAAUAAAUAUAUGUAUUUCUUGUG